UACAAAUAUGUUAAAUUCGUCGACGAACCUUUAUUAUCGGAGUUUGAGGGAGAAAAGACCUGUUUUGACAUCAGGGUGUUCAACGAUAUUGCCUGUCUUCAUCUGCACUGGCUGCUCGACAGAGAUAUUUGACAGAUAUGUGCUUAAGGUGAAUGGAUUAACUUGGCAUCUGAGGUGUUUGCAGUGCUCUGUGUGCGCAGUGUCUUUGGGUCACCAGAACAGCUGCUUCAUCCGAAAUAAAGAGAUUUUCUGCAGAACUGAUUAUAACAGUACUUUUGGCAUAAAAUGUGCUCGAUGUGGCCAUCAAGUCAGUGCAAAUGACUGGAUUCGGAGGGCUGGAAAUGACAUCUACCACCUCGCCUGCUUUGCUUGCUUCUUCUGCAAAAGACAGCUUUCUACAGGCGAAGAGUUCGGCUUGAUGGAGAACCAGGUUCUCUGUCGCGUUCACUACGACAUUACACUGCUAAACCUGCAGCAACUGUCAGACAACGGAAAUCUAAUACAUUUGGAUGGAGCUCUACCCAUUCAGUAUCUCCCAAAGGCGUCUAAAAGACCUCGUACUUCAUUCACCUCAGAGCAGAUACAGAUUAUGCAGACGCACUUCAUCCGAGACAAGAACCCUGAUGCUGCGACUCUGCAGAGGCUGGCAGACACAACCGGACUGAGCCGAAGAGUCAUUCAGGUUUGGUUCCAGAACUGCAGAGCCAGACAGAAGAGGAUCCCCCUUCAUGACAGCAUUCCCGAACGGGACAGAUAUCAGACCUCUGCAAUGCCCUUUCUGUCCGAUUUAAGCAGUACUUCAUGCUCUCAGGUAGAUCUGAGUCUGUCCAUGAUUUCAGCAUCUGAUCCUAUACAUUAUUAUGUAUAAUUAUUAUUGAUAG
Danio rerio (zebrafish) is the source of this 881-nucleotide messenger RNA. Lineage: Eukaryota; Metazoa; Chordata; Actinopteri; Cypriniformes; Danionidae. The record is from RefSeq and is a predicted model, not a curated record.